Hibiscus syriacus is the source of this 2893-nucleotide messenger RNA. Its product is annotated as ribonuclease J-like. The record is from RefSeq and is a predicted model, not a curated record. The coding region runs from base 88 to 2661 and encodes 857 amino acids. NCBI's taxonomy places the organism in Eukaryota, Viridiplantae, Streptophyta, Magnoliopsida, Malvales, Malvaceae. The transcript has 18 exons.
UUAAAAACCAGAUACAAUAAGGAUUUUAGGCAGGUUUCGUGCCCUCUUCACGUCGCUUCUUUCACGCCACUGAAAGACCCGGCGAAAAUGGCUGCUUCCACUGCUCUUUCGCUUUGUCCGUACAUACUCUCUCGUCGGCCUGGCUCAAAAAAUCGUUAUUUUUCUUGCUUCGUCGGCUCUACUACUCCUAUAGGUACAAGAAGAACUGAAGUACCUCGCAAAUAUUCUGGAAGAUUGGAGGGGGCUAAAACAAGUAUGGAAGACUCUGUCCACCGCAAGAUGGAGCAGUUCUAUGAAGGGAAUGCUGGGCCCCCUCUUCGGGUCCUUCCAAUUGGUGGUUUGGGUGAAAUCGGGAUGAAUUGCAUGCUUGUCGGGAAUUAUGAUCGCUAUAUUCUAGUUGAUGCGGGUGUGAUGUUUCCAGACUAUGAUGAGCCUGGAGUCCAAAAGAUUAUACCUGAUACAACAUUUAUUAAGAAAUGGAGGCACAAAAUUGAAGCAGUAGUGAUAACACAUGGUCAUGAAGAUCACAUUGGUGCGUUGCCUUGGGUUAUCCCCGCAUUGGAUCCCCGCACUCCAAUAUUUGCAUCAUCUUUUACAAUGGAGCUGAUCAAAAAUCGUUUGAAGGAGAAUGGGAUUUUUGUUCCAUCUAGGCUUAAGGUGUUUAAAGUCAGGAAGAGAUUUAUGGCUGGGCCAUUUGAAAUAGAGCCUCUUAGGGUGACGCAUUCUAUUCCCGACUGUUGUGGAUUAGUUCUUCGCUGUGCUGAUGGUACAAUUCUUCACACUGGAGACUGGAAGAUUGAUGAAUCAGCAUUGUACGGGGAUAUUUUCGAUCGGCAGUUUUUAGAGGAACUGUCUAAGGAAGGAGUAACACUUAUGAUGAGUGACUCUACUAAUGUUUUGUCACCUGGAAGGACAAUUAGUGAGCGUGUAGUAGCAGAUGCAUUGUUGAGGCAUAUUUCAAAUGCUAAAGGAAGGAUUAUUACUACCCAGUUUGCUUCAAAUAUACAUCGGCUUGGAAGUGUAAAAGCUGCUGCAGAUUUAACUGGUAGAAAGCUGGUAUUUGUUGACAUGUCAUUGAGGACUUAUCUAGAUGCAGCUUGGAAGGAUGGAAAAGCACCAAUUGAUCCAUCAACGCUGGUGAAAGCAGAAGAUAUUGAUGCCUAUGCUCCAAAGGAUUUGAUAAUCGUCACAACUGGAUCCCAAGCAGAACCACGGGCAGCCUUGAAUCUUGCAUCCUAUGGAAGCAGUCAUGCCUUCAAACUGAACAAGGAAGAUGUGGUUCUCUAUUCAGCUAAGGUAAUCCCUGGAAAUGAAUCUCGGGUAAUGAAGAUGCUAAACCGCAUAUCAGAUAUUGGAUCAACUAUAGUGAUGGGUAAGAAUGAAGGGCUACACACUUCUGGUCAUGGCUAUCGUGGAGAACUGGAGGAAGUGCUUAAGAUUGUGAAGCCGCAACAUUUUUUACCUGUACAUGGAGAGUUCGUGUUCCUGAAGGAGCAUGAGCUACUUGGGAAAUCAACUGGCAUUCGGCACACCACUGUUAUAAAGAAUGGUGAGAUGCUUGGGGUUUCUCAUUUAAGGAAUAGAAGAGUUCUGUCUAAUGGUUUUUGUUCCCUUGGGAAGGGGAAUCUGCAGUUAAUGUACAGUGAUGGUGAUAAAGCAUUUGGCACGUCAACCGAACUUUGUAUUGAUGAGAGACUAAGAAUUGCCUCUGAUGGCAUUAUAGUGGUCAGUAUGGAAAUUUUACGCCCCCAGAAGAUAGAUGGCAUAACUGGAAAUGGCUUAAAAGGAAAGAUACGAAUCACUACACGCUGCUUAUGGCUAGACAAGGGGAAGCUUUUAGAUGCACUCCAUAAAGCUGCUCAUGCUGCACUGUCGAGCUGUCCUGUAAAUUGUCCUCUAGCUCACAUGGAACGAACUAUUUCUGAGGUAUUGAGGAAGAUGGUAAGGAAGCAUAGCGGUAAGAGGCCAGAAGUCAUUGCCAUUGCAUCGGAGAACCCUGCAGGAGUUCUCUCUGAUGAGCUAAAUGAAACGCUGUCUGGCAACUCCGAUGUAGGAUUCAAGAUACCGACAUCGAGAAAAGUGAUAGAUGGACAUCCUAAAAGGAGACAACCAAACAACAUAAGAGCAGAAGAAGAUGAGGGUAAUUCGCAUUUAGAGAAUACUUCAGAACAAAAUUCUAUAGUUGGUGUCAGUGGUGAUGAUGAAGUUGAAACGUUCUUACCCGAGGAAGUGACCUCUACUUCAAGUCCUGACCAUGCAGACAGUAGCGAGUAUUCUGAUGAAUUUUGGAAAUCAUUCAUCAUAUCAUCACCUGCUGACAAAUUGGAAAAUGGUAACAAUGGGUUUGUCCCAAGCAGUGGAGAUGACAUGGAAAUGCCCAACUCUCAACCAAAGUCGUUGAAGCCUGCGAAACGGAACAAAUGGAAACCCGAGGAGCUUGAGAAGCUAAUUGAAAUGAGGGGUGAAUUACAUAACAGAUUUCAAGUUGUGAAAGGGAGAAUGGCCUUUUGGGAAGAAAUAUCUUCGAACUUGUUGGCUGAUGGAAUUAGUCGAAGCCCUAUGCAGUGUAAAUCCACAUGGGCAUCUCUGGUUCAGAAAUACAAGGAAAUCAAGAGAGAAGAAAAGCCCCGAGGGUUGGCCCUACUUCGAGGAAAUGGAUAGAAUUUUAUCCGAUGAAUUCAAGGCAAUGCAACAGCCACAAAAUGAUUAAGAUCAUUGGAGGAGCUAAACAUGGACUUGUACAAUUACAGCUUAUGCAGAUGACAAGCUUCAUAUGUCAUGGUGGGAUUCCAUUGAUUUUCAAAGGAGACAUGGGUUUGGUUUUGAAGCCAUAACAUGUUCUUGUGUUGAUGAUAGGUGGCAAAAUGGGGUUCAUAUGCCACUAAUGGCGAAA